GGCCUACUGAUUGAUGGGAUCGCUCCUGUGCAGGGACAGCGGUGAGAUGCCAAAUAAUAGAGUGGCCGCGAAGGACCGUCAUGUGCUGCCGAAAACGGGGUCCCAUAGGGCGGCUGAUAUUGGGAUGCUCGUCGCUUGACAGGAAUAUGCCAAACCGCAGGGACCGCCGGAUACAGUUUGAUUCUGUUGCUGGGGCUUUUGGUGAUUAUCGCGAACGGAUCCUGCAUUCCCAGGGGGAAUGGAGAGGCGGCUCCAUCAUAUACAAUACUGUACAUCUAAGGCACGAGAAGACAAGGUCGCGAGGGGUGACGCAGGUGGCAUUGGGUGCGGGGACGGGUGUCGCGAGCGGCCGAAGGAGGGGGCGAAGGAUGUGCAGUCUGAGCUUCGCUGGCUGGAGGCGGCGAGGGCACCGAAAUAAGGAAGACAAGGUUGGGACGCCGUCGGGUUCUCAGGCGUGGAGUUCCGACGCGCCGUCCCGAAGGCAUCGCCGCGAUGGAGAGGACCUGCUCGAUGUGGGCGACGACGAUCGCGAAGACAUGCCUCAUCAGGGCAGAAGCAUGCACAGGGCGGCGGAGAGGGGCAUGUGCGAUAUGAAUUGCGCGGGGACGGAGGCGUAUCGGUGCCACUGCGAUGGCCUGGAAAGGCAGGCGCAAGUUCCGGGGCCCCUGCGAGCUGCCGCGUGCGGAAUGGUGUGAAACUCGAGAAGCCUACUGGGAUCAGAUGUCGGGGAAACCUGCCAUUGGUUCGGGCAGGGGUUUGAAAUGGACUGAAUAAAAUGUGGCGCCCAAGCCCGAAGGAGGGCUAGGCGGAGGACACGCCACGGCCACGGAAGGAGCCGUUUGGGGCUCCCAUCCAUUGUUGUCUCCGGCGCCUGGGGGGCGGGGGCGGGGCGCGGUGUCCACUGACCGCCGCCGUCUCCCCAGAGAGGCCGCGACCGCUCGCCGGAGACCAGCGGGACCGCGGACGGCGGCGACGCGGACCCGCCAGAGACGGCGACCUGGAGGAGCUGCUGAAAUUAGAAUCAGAUUGUGGUCGGGCAGUUUCUGGG
Molecule: messenger RNA, 1048 nt
Organism: Fomitopsis serialis
Lineage: Eukaryota; Fungi; Basidiomycota; Agaricomycetes; Polyporales; Fomitopsidaceae
Exons: 1
Coding region: 81-695 (204 amino acids)
Source: RefSeq, a predicted model, not a curated record